Messenger RNA from Oncorhynchus kisutch (coho salmon), 3902 nucleotides. Its product is annotated as gap junction beta-1 protein. Gene Ontology annotation, cellular component: connexin complex. Gene Ontology annotation, biological process: cell-cell signaling. The transcript has 2 exons. The coding region runs from base 853 to 1575 and encodes 240 amino acids. Lineage: Eukaryota; Metazoa; Chordata; Actinopteri; Salmoniformes; Salmonidae. The record is from RefSeq and is a predicted model, not a curated record. Gene Ontology annotation, molecular function: gap junction channel activity.
UCGUUUGGUGAAAGCAUAAAUUAUGAUCUCAAAAUGUAUUUGUUUCCCAGCCAAUUAAAUGAAUGUAUUGCACAUCCUCACUAAAUGUUUAUUGUAUACCCAUUGGACAACUGAAAAGGAUGCCCAGUAGACCACCUCAAUUGUGGGUCACCUAGUUCUAGCUUCAUGAUGUGUCUUCAGUGGGCCUAGCACCCUCUAGAGAUGAGAUGUUGAUCUGUCUGAGGCUUGUUUAAGGUUAUUUAAAAUUAUCUCUCCAAAGUAUCCCUCAGAAUUGUACUAGAAUUGUCAGUUACAUUUUUGACGGCAGGUGGGUAUACAAGGAAAGGUUAGAAUGUCUUUGAAAAUACCACACACACUGAUGCACACACACACCAAAUACAUUAUGAACAAACAAGCAUUUAUUUCUCUACUGUUAUCUAUAAGACUUACUCCCUCUGCAUGUGGUUAGACUUUCUUUGUUUGGGUUUAGUAAUUUUUACUCCAUAUUGUGUCAAAACCAGCCUUCACUUCCCUUGCAGUACAGUGCACAAUAGAUAGGGCAGGCUUCUUUGUGUCCACACAGAUUCUUUCCUUUGCUGAGGGUAGGCGGAAACUGAGGCGCUUGAUCUGAAUUCUAAAGGGGCUUGUUGGAUCUAAUAAAAGCAGCUAUUGUAUGUAAAUUAUUCACACAAGAGCAUAUGACUCCGACUGUGCAGGGCAGUGGCUAGUGUGAGAGAAAUCAUUAGCAAUGCAAACGCAUGGUGUUCUGGUUCACAGAUUCACUAAUGGGAAGAAAUCCAUCUAUACUGAUGGUAACUCAAUUGUUUCUGGGCGUGUUUGUGCACUACUUCUACUGAAGACCUGGAAUCGAAAAUGAACUGGGCGUCCUUUUAUGCCGUCAUCAGCGGUGUAAACAGACACUCCACGGGCAUCGGUCGCGUCUGGCUCUCUGUUCUUUUCAUUUUCCGUAUCCUGGUCCUGGUGGUUGCAGCAGAGAGUGUGUGGGGUGACGAGAAGUCCGGCUUCACCUGUAAUACCCAGCAGCCCGGCUGCAACAGCGUCUGUUAUGACCACUUCUUCCCCAUCUCACAUAUCCGUCUGUGGGCCCUGCAGCUAAUUCUGGUGUCCACCCCAGCCCUGCUGGUGGCCAUGCAUGUGGCCCACCGCCGACACAUCGACAAAAAACUCUACAAGCUGUCUGGCCGGGCCAACCCCAAGGACCUGGAGCAAAUCAAGACCCAGAAGAUGAAGAUUGCAGGUGCACUUUGGUGGACAUACAUCAUCAGCCUCUUCUUCCGCAUCAUCUUUGAGGUAACCUUCAUGUACCUCUUCUACAUGAUCUACCCUGGCUAUAAGAUGAUCCGGCUGGUCAAGUGUGACUCGUACCCCUGCCCCAACACAGUGGACUGCUUUGUGUCCAGGCCCACAGAGAAGACCGUCUUCACUGUGUUCAUGCUGGCUGUGUCAGGAAUCUGCAUCCUGCUCAACAUCGCAGAGGUCGUCUUCCUAGUGGGAAAGGCCUGUAGUAGGCACUUAAGCAAUGCUGGAGACUCAACCAUGGGAGCAUGGAUCACCCAAAAGCUCUGCUCCUACUAGAACAAGCUAAAUGGACCAACACUGUGUAACUGUAAUUGGGCACAUAUGUUCAAAGCUCAAAGUAAUGGCCUUAACAACAUUAAUUAAUGAGGUGUUCACACUUUUUCUAUACUUUUCAAAUAGAUAUGACUCAAAGGACAAUUUCAGUUUGGAUAUAGAACAAAAUCCAGAGGAGUAGACUGAAGAAAAGUAUGGUAAACUGAUUUAUUAACAGUCCCUUACCUUGUAACAAAUUUAGCUGAAUUCAAUAUGCAGUCACCUUCGAUAUGCUCUGCAAGAUUCAAGCAACUAAACCGACUCAUCAUCCAUUCUGUAUUAUGAUUCAUAAAUAGUUUUCAAUUCCUGAUAGACAUUUUAAUCACUGAUAAUGUGGUAUCAUUAGGACAAAGAAUUGGUACCCCUGGUUUAUUAUAAAUAGUAACCCAAGAAAACUGUCCAAGUGAUGAAUUUAACCAACAUUUGGUGGUUGUGGUGGAGUAUUACUAAUAACUAUGAGGCUAUUCCAAAGCACUACUAAUAACUACCUCACUUUCAUAGUGAAAUAUCAAGUGCUUCAAGACAUCCACAUAGUGUUUUGAAUGCUAUGAAUGAGACUGAUUAUGCAAGUGUAUAGAGUAAAAUAGAAUAGUGAAUGAGAAAAUGUGCUUAGUUGAAGUUAAAAUGAAAGAACCAAAUGAUUAAUUUUCAUGUCUAUCUCAUUAUUUUUCUUACUAGAUACUGCAUUGCUGCUUUAAAACUAUUGUGUGCAUGAAAGAAAGGAUGUUUAGAAUUUGUGGUACUGUAAAGUGUUUACUUCACAUAUAAGGGAUUACAAAAACGGUAACUGUAAUCCGUUACAUUACCAGCAAAAAAUAUUGUAAUCAGAUUACAGAUACUUUUGAAAAACUAGAUGAUUCAAUUCAAUUCAAUUCAGAAGAGAUUUGAGAAGAAAAAAAUAUUUCACACUUCUCUGUUUUUUUCUCAAUGACAUUCAAAUAAACAUUGAAAAAAGGCGCAAAUGUAAGUUUGUUCCACAUGAGCGAGUCUGACCAGAAGUCAGAUACCACUAUGAUAACAAACCAAAUGGGUUUGAUGGAUCGCUGUAAAAGAGCAGGAACAGGGUUUUGUAGGCUACAGUCCAAGCUAUGUCUUCCAAUGGUGCAACUUCUUUCGGCAUCCAAAGAUUAUCUAACUUGAAUAAACGUUUGGAGGUAAGGAUGACAGCAGUGGUGUAGUCUACUGCGAUACGGAUAUCACAAAUUAUUGUUAUCUACAUAGCGCAUUGAUGUGAAUCACACUGCUGCUCUCUUAUUUAGCUAUUAGCGUUUUACGGAUUGUGGUUGUUGUGGAUGGCUGUUCGCAAAUCUAAAUGUGUAUUUGAAACCAAUAAUGCAUCCAUAGCUCUUGUCUAUUAAUCUGAGCAUGGUUACAUUUCUCCAGGCCCAUCCCUCAUCUUUUUACCAAAACUGAGGCGGGAUGACCGUUGGGUUAUUGUUUCAUCUGUGAAUUUGCACUUUGAACAGCUGCAUAUUAUCAAGAUAUCAAAGUGUCACCAACAAAAAAAUUAACAAUAGGCCUGUAGCAAAUGCAGCAUAUGGCAUUCAUUUUUAACAUGUAAAUAGCACUUUUCAGUAGUGCUCAAAGCAUGCCAUUCCAUGAGCGCAGCAUUCAUUUUUAAAUUUAAAUAAAUAAGCCCAAUCAGUCCUCCAUGACAACAAAAUCAUAAACAACAGAGUAGGGCUGACUAAUAAGUUCUUAGUUUUGGGGUUAUGCUCAGGUUAAACUAUUUGGCUAAACUAUACUUCCAUAUUUCCAAGUCCUAUUCUUGAAGAUCAAGGGGUAUAACAUUUAUUGGAAUGACUGGAAUUCUGAUAGACUUUAGUUUUUAAUGUAAAGAUGUAAUUUAAUUGUAUUAUUAUAUGUAGUAGAAAGCGAUGGGUUAGAAGAAGUCUACAUAACCAACCCAUAAAGUAAAAUGUAACAUCCAUAUAUGGCCAGCUAUGUAAACUUUAACAUUGAUUUAUCCUGCAAUAGAUGUUGUUCAAUUGGAAACAUACAUGUUUGUGUUCUUCUAAUGCCUCUUAAGGGGAAACUAAUCUAAAAGUAGCUGAAUGUAAUCAGAUUACAUUACUGAGUUUGGGUAAUCCAAAAGUUACAUUACUGAUUACAAUUUUGGACAGGGAACUAGUAACUGUAACAGAUUACAUUUAGAAAGUAACCCAACCCUGAUAGUAUUUUAGUUCCUGUUUUGUUGUAUACCAUGCCUUGUUAUGUUGAAUGUCUUGCACAUAUUUGUAUUACUGUAGCUAAUAAUUAGACAUUCCUAAUAAAACACUUGAGUUAUAUUA